GUCCUUUCCACCGACAGUUAUCCGAUUGUCAUUCGAACGAAAUCGAACUGUCAAAAAACGCUUGUUUGGGGCUUGUGGUGUUGUGUCGCAAAUUAUAAUGGGCAAUUUUUCGGAAAAUCGAGUGAAAAAUAAAACAUUUUCUUGAAAAAGACUGAAAAUCAGUCUCAAAAUAAUGGUGUGACGGACGACGAGCGAAAUUUCCUGAGUUUGAAUGUAUUGAUUCAGGUCCAGGUUAUGUUUCCAACUUUCAUAAGCAUACUAGAUAUUCAGUCGUGGUGGGAGGUACCCAGCAUAGCUCACUUUUGCUCUCUUUUCCGAACAGCAUUUAAUCUACUAGAUUUUGACAUCGAGGACUUGGAAGAAGCUCUUUUAACUGAUGGCACAGAAGAGACUUCCUGGCUCCAAGAAUUAAUUGUACGACUUCUAAGUGGUUGUCUGCCCAACAAUGAAAUCUCCACAUUCAACUAUCAGAUGUUCUUGAGACGAUUGUUUCGGCAAAAAUGUCAGGAGCAUGAUCGUUUUAAUCCGUUUAACACUGAUUGCGACUUUACCUUAUUACCGUUGAGGACUAAGGUUGACAUUUUACACGCUCUGUGUGAUUUCAGAUUAGACGCAGAAGAUGUGCUCGAUCAGUUAAAGAACUUAGAAGCUGAUAGUUUACGAGUGGAACCAUUGGGGUACGACAAUAACGAAUCUGCUUAUUGGUACUUUUAUGGUACCCGAUUAUACAGGGAGGAUUUCGAAAAGAAAAAUAACAAAACCAACGAGGUUUGGCAGGUGAUUUGUUUCACCGAAGACGAUUGGUUUCAGUUAACCAGAAAGUUUAAAAGUUCAACGGCGAAAAACGAAAGGGCGCUACACAGUACACUGAGCAAAAAUUUCCUUCCAGAACUGCCGCGGUUAUUUAAAGAGAAAGAGCGGCAAGCCCGAAGACGCUUGUUGGAGAAUCAACCUAAAAGGACUUCCAAUCGUACGAGAAAGUCUGUGGAAACUGUGGAAAGUGAAGCAGUUGACCCAAAAAAGCAGUUAGAGGAAACAAAGGCAAAACAAGAAGAGGAAGAACUGCAGAGGAAGAAGAAUCAGGAUAUAAGAAGAAGAGAAUCCUACGAGAGACGUUCUAAAUCAAAACUAAGUGAAGAACCAGAGAAGAAGGAAGAAAACACAUCAGAACCUCCACCGAGGCAUGAGAUGGCAUCGAAAAAACGAAACAAAGGACGUCAGAGGAAAGUGUCUAGUGAAUCAGAGGAAAGCAACAAAGAAAUAAUUUCUGCACCAAAACGUAAAAAGACGAAAAAUGAUGAACCUACCGUAACGGCACCAGCUAAACCUGUGGGAAGGCAAACCAAUAACUCUUUGUCCGCUCUGGAUGGUCAGAUUGUCAUCCAACAGCCAGCGCCACCUGUAGCAUCUAAAAAAAAGAAAUUAAAGACUUCCCAAGUAUUCCAACAAACAGACGAAGAUCUGCUAGUGGGCAUGCACAAAAUCCUGGAUUUUGUUAAAAAUCACGAAGAUUCCUGGCCGUUUCUCGAUCCAGUGGAGGAAGAAUAUGCUCCCAAUUAUUAUACUAUAAUUCGUAGGCCUAUGGAUCUGACCAAGAUGGAGGAUCGACUGGAUCAAGGCUACUACAAAACUUAUGAGAAAUUUAAAGGCGAUUUUCAACUGAUUGUUAAUAAUUGUCGAUUGUAUAAUGGGACAGAAAAUGAAUAUACUGAGAUGGUGGACAAUUUGGUGCAAGUUUUUGAGAGGGCCACUCAAAAAUACCUUGAUCAGAUUUCUUCUUCAGAUGAGGAAAUCGCAGUAGAAAACCUCAAUUCUGAAGACGAAGUCAUAAAGAGCCUUAAAAAGAGAAGCAAACGUUCAGAAAGUCCUGUGGUAGCGCCAAAGACAAGGAAACCUGCUUUGGCAGCUCAAGGCAGAAAAAGAGAAAGGCUCAGUGAAGAAGCGAGUAGUGAAGAGGAAGAGGAUGACGAACCAAUAUCGAAGAAAUCAAAAAAAGAAGUAAAACAGUCAUCAGAUAAAAAGACUGAGAAAAAAAAUUUGAAAGAAAUUAAAAAGAAAAAGCCUGAAAAAGAAUCUAAAAAGCCUGAAAAAGAAUCUAAGAAGCCUGAAAAAGAAUCUAAUAAGAAGCCUGAAAAGGAAUCUAGAAAGCCUGAAAAAGAAUCAAGAAAACCUGAAAAAGAAUCUAAGAAGUCUGAAAAAGAAUCUAAAAAGCCUGAAAAAGAAUCUAAAAAGCCUGAAAAAGAAUCUAAAAAGCCAGAGAAAGUACCUAAAAAGCUAGAAAAAGAAAAAGAAGUGCGGACCAACAAAAAAAUAGAAGAAGAAAAGGAAUCUACUAAAAAACAAUUGUCAACGUCAAAGGCGAAAAAGGCUGAAAAUUUAAAAGAAGAAAAGAGAAAGCCAAAGAAAAGAGGCCGUAAAAAGAAAAAACUCAGUCCAGUAAGGAGUGAAAGCCUUGAUAGUAGCAGAUGCCCAAGUCUGAGCCCACCUAGAAGCAUUUUAAGCACGCCUCCUCCUUCUGACGUUGACGAACGCGAAGAAAAAAAUUUAAAUACAAGGGACCAAUCAAAACCAAUAGAACCUAAUAAUAAAAACUCAAUAUUUCCUUGGGAUACGCCCUUAGACGAGCCGCCCCCUUGCUCGCCUCCAGCAACUGAAAAACGAACAAUGGAGGAUCUGCCGCCUUACUCUCCAAUGGGUUUCAAACCGGCCAAAGAUAAACACAACAAAUUAAGGGAGACUAUUGAAAAACUUAAAGCAAAAAGUAGCGAAAUUAGCCGAAUGCAAAAGCCGCUUUACGAGUUCGAAGGCCCUGAUGAUCAUUUAAAAGAGAAUAAAGAUAAAAAUAAGAAGGUUAUCAAUAAUGAGCCGCAUAAACACGCACAGAAAGAUAAUAAAUUGUUACAUCAAGUGCAUAAAACAAAGAAAAAUCACCAACAGGAUGUGGUCAGUGAAGACACAAGAAAGCAUAUGUCUAAAAAGAAGGAAUUUAGGGAUUCAGAGUGUAGUGCGUUGUCAGCAACUACACCCAAACCAGCCCAAAAACAAUCGAACUUCGAGGCUCUCAGUUUGGCCACAGAACAAACCUUAAAAGAUAUCAACAAAUGGCUGGAUGACACACCAAAGUUCGCUGACUUUAGCUCGGCUAGUAACUCGCCCUCUAAUUAUUUGGCCCUUGACGAUUUCGAUUUGCAACUGCCCACGCCGCGUCCGUCGUUGCCUACACCUUCUUCAACUGACCCGAAAAAAAUGAGUGACAAACCCACCGGUGUGCCUUCUCCAGUACAAGCAGCCAAAAAAGACGGAAACAAUGCAACGUUGCCUACAUCAGGUUCCACAACUACUAAAGAUGGCAACAAGAAAAAGUCUUCGUCUUUUCGAGACCCAUCGAAGUUUUUCAGUAAACGUAGAGAGGUGCAGAGGACCAUAGAUCGUCUACAACCAGGCAAAGGAAAAGGCAAUUUGAUUACCAACGUGCAAAGCGCGACCAAAACUGACGAAACCUUCCCCCUCAAUCCAUUAUUGAAAUUGAAAGACACCAAAAACUCGCUCAUAGUAAAAACAGAUACAAACGCUCCCAAAUUAAGCCUAGGGUCGGUACUAGACAGUUUCGGCAAGCACAAGUUUGCCGUUGACGAUCAGAAAAAAGAAGAAAUCGUAGACGCAAAAGAAUCCACUCCGACAGAGGAUUUGAAAAAGGAAGAAGAAAAGGAUAAGAGUGAGGAAGUUCAGAAGGAAGAAAAAAUCGAGGAUAAAGAGAAAGUGGAAAAGGGAGAAGCUAAGAUUGAACAGGAAACAAAGGAGACAAAAAUAACUGAGGAUGAGUUGAAUAACUCCGCUGGUGGCCCCACUCCCAAUUUAAGUGCCUGGUUCAAAGCCUUCGGCGCCCCCAAAGCGCCUGCCCCGCAAAAAAAACCCGACAAGACUGACGCUAAAGAAGAAGAAGCUACUGGAGCUAAAUCUGAAAGAGUGCCUCCUGGGGAUCCUUCUCCGGUCUUGGAAAAUCCUCAACCAAUAGCCAGACAGCGUAGGAUCAGUACUGGCAGUAGCAUGUCAGAAAGAUCGUCAUUUAGCCAAGAUUUGGACUCGCCAAGGGUAGGGAUGGAAGAGAGGGGCGCGUAUCCGGCUCCCUAUCCAUCACCUUUGCAUAGGUCACCUAGUAGCGGCGCUUCUCCCGUCACUGCUUCACCUCGUCCAGAUAUUUCACCGCGUUCCCAAGCCUACCCUCCCUUUAACGGAGGACCCAUUCGUGUGGGUUUCUAUCAAGACACAGUUGCUUCAAGUAAUAAAUCUUCACCUGAUAAAUCGUGUAGUCCACGUGAGACCCAUCCCCCGAACAGUCCUUACAACAACAACUAUAAUCAGCCGAUCACCGCACCCGAACAUCAUGUCUACGCUCCUAAUACCACACCUGGUGGAUACAGUGCCUCCUAUACAGCGAACAGUCCAUACUACACCCACACAAUGCCAAGUUAUAGCAGCACAAAUCCAACCCCGCCUUACAAUUUGGAUGGAAGCAGCAGCGCUUACUAUGAUACGAGCAAGAUUGCUGAGCAGUACCAGGCAAAACCCUCUCAAAAUUAUACGGCUAAUUCUCCAUCAGCAAGCAUUAGCAGUCAAGCUUCUCCCAUUCCUCAGCCGCAACUGUCUCCCCACUCGCCCGUCAUCGUGCACCAUUCCCAAUCUUCCCCAAGUGUACAUUCACCCUCUAUGCACUCGCCCAGUCUACAUUCAGUACACUCGUCUCAGCACUCGUCGCAACACUCGCAUUCACCGCAACAAUCGCUCCAUUCUCCUGGAAUGAGUGUGGUGUCGCCUCACCCUCAAGUGAAUUCUCCCUCUUCGGGGGUGACUCAGCAUUCUCCAAGCAUGACUGCUGUUAAUUCACCGAUGACUCCUGCUGAAACGUUUCAUCCGCAACAAUUGCCUCCACAGCAAGAUGAAACGUCACAGCAUUCCAACGGCAGUAGAGUGCCAGAGAGUGUCUUACCAAUGGAAAUCAAAGAACAACAACCGGUAUUUCCAGUUAAAAAGCGGGCUUUCAUGGAUACUGAUCUCACUUCUCAAUUUGAAGAAAUAAUAGUCAAUAGGACUAUGCAGCCACUCAACCACCAACAAGAUACCAAUCGGGAACAAUUAUUGCAGAAACAACAACAGGAUCAAUUGAUGCAAAAGCAUCACCAGCAACAAAUACUACAACAACAACAAAAGGCCCAACAAUUAUUACAAGAACAACAAAAGCAACAACUGUUGCAAGAGCAAAAGAAGAUACAAGAGCAACAAAAGCAGCAACAGCAAUUAUUACAACAACAACAGCAACAGCAAAAGAAUUUGCAAUUGUUGCAACAACAAGCUAUGGCGGCUGCGUUUAGCAAAGCGGCCGAUCAGUCUCUUAGGACUCCGUCUCCCCCAGUUCAGCAACAGCAGCAACAACAACGCACUCAGCAGCAAGCUGAAUCUUCCAACCUGAGGAGUACCAACAUGGCAUCAUAUCAAGCGGCAACGUCUGCCCAAUAUGCCGCGAAUUUCGGUAAUGGUAGAGAAGGUUAUCCUCCCCUUAAUGUACCGUCUGCGCAUCAACCGAAAUUGGAUAUGUCCAAGUUUACCAACAUGGGCUAUUCAGGACCGGAAGUUAAUUUCACUAGAGCGUUACAGCAACAAUAUAGCAGCCGUUCGGAUUUGAGCAGUUAUGCGAGGACCACAGUGCAAUCGGCCAUUUCUCAGGCCUCUCAGCUUUUAAAUUCUCAAUCUUCUCUCAUGACCAGUCAACCUGCGGCAUCAACUACUAACUCUCUUCCCGGCUACCAGAAAACGGCAGCAACACCAGCGACCAAUCAACAGACCCACAGCGCUGCAUACCAAUCUGGAACGAGUUCAAAUCGCACCAGCGUGGAUUCAGUAGCUGAAAGAUUGGCUGCGCAGGCGCAACAGGAAGCAACUGCAGCUGCUGUUGCCGCCGCUGCAGGGUAUAAACAAGACAGCCGAAGCAGUUAUAAUUCAGCAGCCCUAGAUCUGGAACAGGCGCUGGGUUUAUCUCGAAAUCUCUCAAAUAUGGUCGACCGUUACAGCAAUGAGCAAAGGAUGAUGGCAGGGCUACAAUCAGCGACCAAUCCUUACUAUAGCGACAAAGGGUUAAGUACGUCUGCGCACAUGUUCAACAAGCAACUGUUCAGCCAAAGCAACAUGGCGGCUGCUUACGGCCAGCAACAACAGCAGCAACAGCAUUCAUCGCAUGCGAUGCAACAACAGCAACAGCAGGCAAGCGCAGCACAAGCGCAGUCUCUUUACAGUCGGCAGAUGGCAGCGGCCAGUGAGCUGCAGCAACACGAUAUUAAAUCGGCAGCGGCGGCGACGUCGCAAGAUCGGAAACAGCGCAAGAAGAAGAGCAGUAGCGCUGCUAAAGGUUUUAAAACUAAUACUCUAAAUAAAUCAAAAUUCACAGCGUCAUCUGAAACCAAUACAUCUCACUCGACCACAGCAUCUGCAGCAACAUCCCAAAGUGUGCCUAACCAAGGCCAGGCACACCAACAGCAGCCGCAACACGCCUUCCAGUCAUACGCCGGACUCAAGUCGACCAAUCAGGGUUCGAUACCAUCUAGCGGCACUUCGGCAGCACUAGACGCUCUAAAAAACACAAGUGGGGUGCCUGGCAGCGCCUUCAACUUUGGCUCGGGCCCUCUUGGCAUGCCGCCCGAUUCCUAUCCGAAUCUGCUGGAAGACUUUCGAGGCACGUCGAACUAUUUCAUGGGCGGCGCCAAUGGCAAACCUGGCCAAUCGACCGCCCAAAGUUACCAUCCGCCGCCGUUCCUUAAUCCGGCGGCUGCACAUCAAGGCAGAGGGGCGGCGUAUCCGCCUUUAGGCGGUCCAUUUAUGGACAGCGCUGGGACACAGUUGUACCAGCACUAUUUGCAAGCGGGGGUGCUGAAUCAAGGACUGUUGGGGGCGGCAGCGGCCGCUGCUGGCGGGUACGCGCCGCCCUCGUACCAUGCAGCUGCCGCGCUGGCAAUGCGGCAACCGUACGACUCAAUGUCGCGACCGUCGUGGCUCUAGUACAACCGGUUCGUUAAUUAGGAAUAAAUUUAAGCAUAAAUUUUAAACAAAAACGUUAGCGUGAUUAGUAGAUACCAGCUUGGUUGGUUGGUUAAUGUGUUAAUUUUGCAAAAUGUUACUUUAUACUUUAAUUUUAUAAACUGCAUUUUAUUUAUUAACUGAUCGCUCGUGGUUUGUACGGGGUGUUUGAGCAACAACGUCGAUUGUUUUUCAUUAGUGUAAAAGAAUAAUUUUUUAUUGUACAUACAGGCUGACAAAGAGUUAUAAAUAUUCGACAUCCCAGUUGGGUCCAUAAGACCUUAAAACAAGCAUUGACCAUUUUGUCAUAAUAAAGUUUUAUUUUUGAUUAUCAUGAGUAAUUUUUCUUUUUAGUAAUUUAAAUGAUGUUUAUAAGCUUUGUUCCAACGCAGCAGGAAACUGUACAAUGCACCUGAAUCUGAAAGUGUACUGAGUAGUUCAUGGGAUGGUUUUUUGACGUGUUGGAACAGACCUAAUGACUGAGAGUUGGUGACAAAGAAUCUGUUUAUUCUGGUAAUGAACAUUUGUUUAUACUUUGUGGUGAAAAAAAAUCCAGAAAAAAAUGUCAAAAUUCUUGCUUUGAUGUUUUAACCAAUCAGUCGUUCACAGCGCUAAUUUUUUUUAUUUUUGAAAAUGAAUAAUUAUGUUAGUGGGAAAUAGAUAACGACUGGUAAUGAGAUUUUAGGCAAAGCCCUAAAGAGACUUAUUAUAGGGAGAGGAAAAAACGAUAUGAAAAUACACAGUUGCAAUAAAAUAGAGCGUGAUAGAAAUAUUAGUUCGCAUAUUUGCCGCCUUUUAAUUCUCGCUGGUCGCACAAUACUUGUUUGGAAAUUCUUAUUUGUCUAGUUUGAUUCCAGGUAAUAGUGUAUUACAGUACCGAAUCUGUGGAUUUGGUAAUGUUAAAUAGACUGUUCCUCUAUAAAUUGAAAUAAUUUAAUGGAUGUUGUGCCAUAUUCCAGUGUAUAAUAAAAAUUGUUUUAAAGGUGACGAGGCUCUUAAACACCCCCAACACAGUGGUGCUGUUAUUUUUCAAUACCUAGUGCAAAAUCAAAAAAUUAAACUUUAUUUUUUAUUUGUUUUUUUUUUGUGUAUUUUACCAAAGACAUUGUUGUCGCACUGUGUAAAUAAAAUAAUUGAAUAUAUACAUAGAUUUUAUAGUUUAAUUUUUAUUACAGAUCAAUUGUGUAAUAUUAUUUCAUGUUAUUGUUGUAUUUUUAUUAGUACAUUUUCUCUCUAUUUAACUUUAUACAUUAUAUAUAUUUUUUUAAAUUGUUUUAAGGUUUUCGGCUGACAUAAAUGUACAAAAUCAAAUAAUUUUUUGGUUGGCAUCUUCUAUAUCAACUUAAGUGAUGUAUUGGCUAGACAAAUUUUAUCCCGAAGUAGAGAAAUAUUAUUACCUAUAAUAGACGAAAAAAAUUAAUUUUACAUUAUAUUGUGUACAUAAUAAUAAAUAAAUUUUAUUAUUAUAUUGUAUUGAUA
Molecule: messenger RNA, 8544 nt
Organism: Ceutorhynchus assimilis (cabbage seed weevil)
Lineage: Eukaryota; Metazoa; Arthropoda; Insecta; Coleoptera; Curculionidae
Source: the annotation of a GenBank genome assembly